GUGAACUGCAAAGUGUGCAUUGCAGUUCGACUCGUCCUAUGUGCGUGCAUGGGCGGCAUCACUGGAGGCGAACGCGGACGAGGUUGCGCAGAGCAUUCACUCGUCGUGGACUGCCUUCAUCGGGCGCGUCCAAGAGAGCCGGCGCUACGUGGUCGAGGAGGAGACGACACGCAACGCGCGGCAGGACGACACAGACAUGGACACCAGCUCCAUUCCGCAGCGCAUCUACGUCUACACGCGCAUCCUGCGCCGCUACGAGGAGCUCGCCAACCACGACUGGCAGGUAACAUAUCGUUCGACGAUAGCCGUCCUGGAUCAGGCGCUCAGCGACGGCGCAGUCGGGGCAUCGGGUGCUUCACUGUCGGCGGUUCCGGUGGCACACACGAAAGUCAUGGUCAUCGUCACCAAGAUCUGGGAGGAGGUCAUGGUCGAGAUACGCCAGGCCUUCAAGGAAUGUCGCGAGAAGUUUGAAGAGGCCAUCCUCGUCGACCACGGGCCCUGAGUCACUCGCUUCAUACAUCACGUUGGCGUCACCUCAUCCACCACUGAGUAAUAAAAACUGAGCUAACGUUUA
Rhipicephalus sanguineus (brown dog tick) is the source of this 574-nucleotide messenger RNA. RefSeq lists its product as uncharacterized. The record is from RefSeq and is a predicted model, not a curated record. The transcript is spliced from 2 exons. Bases 197 to 502 code for a protein of 101 amino acids. Lineage: Eukaryota; Metazoa; Arthropoda; Arachnida; Ixodida; Ixodidae.